Anneissia japonica is the source of this 1850-nucleotide messenger RNA. Its product is annotated as BTB/POZ domain-containing protein KCTD6-like. The coding region runs from base 87 to 788 and encodes 233 amino acids. NCBI's taxonomy places the organism in Eukaryota, Metazoa, Echinodermata, Crinoidea, Comatulida, Comatulidae. The record is from RefSeq and is a predicted model, not a curated record. Gene Ontology annotation, biological process: protein homooligomerization. The transcript has a single exon. Gene Ontology annotation, molecular function: protein binding.
AGGAAGUACAGGUACUGUAGUACCUAGCUAAGGCCUAAUAUCCUGUUUUCUCUACGAACUACAGUAUAAAUAAUUAUUUCUCUGAUAUGGCUGACGAAAUAUUAAACCUGAAUGUCGGGGGAUGCAUCUAUACAACAAGUCGCUCAACGUUAACGCGUUAUCCGGAUUCAAUGCUAGGGUCAAUGUUCAGCGGCCGUUUGCAAUGGCCUGCCGUUGAUGAUUGCCACCGCUACAUCAUUGACGGAGACGGUCCAACAUUCCGACACAUUCUGAAUUUCCUCCGUCGAUCAAAGCUUAUUCUUCCUGAUGGUUUUCAAGAGUGGGAUAUUCUAUCGGCUGAGGCAGACUACUACCAAAUACAAGAACUCAUUCAACUUAUCGACGUAAAACGUAUUCGACGGCCUGGUGGGCCUACCUACGAAUUUGUGGAGGUAGAAUUUCAAAGAGGAAGUGGUAAAUACCAAUGGCGGAUUUUUGGCAAACCAAACAUAAUCCAUCAAAUCUUAACUGAUAAUGAUUAUUUUAUAUGUGUAGCCACACUUGAAGAAUAUACAACUCAGUCGCCGUCUCAGGAUGUGAUUGGCAGGGCAGAAUGCACUGGAUAUACAUUAAUACCAUGUGAUACACCUCGAAAUAAUACUCCUAUGCCUCAGCAUUCAGACCCACAUCUAAGUCGAGUGAGGUUGUUUCGAGGCAUAACCAAGUUUGGCUUUACGUUAAUAUCUACGUCCUCACUCGCACAUACACACAAGUGGACAUUUUCACGAAAAGAGGUUGCCGACGACUGAAUAUUUAAUAUUCUGUUUUUAAGUGAUAUUUUUGCUGGCUAUAGUUUUUCUAUCCUUAUUAAAUGUUAAGUAUGGUGUGCGCCCAUAUUGAUCAUUGCGAAAAUGCAGUGUCAAAUAAGAAUGUAGGCCUAUUACCGGCUAAGUAGUGCAUUUAAUAAACAAUUAAUUGAUUGGUUGGAUUAUGAUUAUGACAAAGAUUUUGGUACAAUAUUAUUUUAGUUUAGUUUAGUAUGUUGAUGUUGUUAAAACAUAUAUAUUUAAUCAAACUUAUUGAGUGUAAUCGAAUUGACAGUAAAAGGCAAAAAUAGCUUUUCUCUAGAAAAUAUUUUAGAAUUGGGAUUUUCUUAAGGAUCUGUGGACAGACCAGAAAAUUGAAAAUCAUAUUUGUCACGUUAUAUUUUGUAGCAGUACACCACUAAUUGAAACCUCGGUGAUUUGUGAGUGAUCCUUCUCGUAUCAGAUCAGCUUGGAAAACCUUCAUUUUUGGUUUUUCGUUCGUAUACUGGAGCGUGAAUUUCACAGGUGGAGUAGCAAAACCAGGGGACAACGAUUUGUCGGUGGGUUCUGCAAUAGGUGUAAUAUAUUCAAUGCAAGAAAUAAAUAUUCGAAAUUAUUUUGUGUGUUCCAUUUAUUUUUUACUUAAAUUAACAACAAACCAGAGUAUUUCUCUUAAAAUCAGUGGCGGCGCUAGUGGGGUUGGGGGGAGAGGGGAAUUUCCCCGCAGAUCAUUUUCUUGCUGCCCUCCCCCAGUCCCACAAAAAAGAAGAAAAACACAAUUCAUCGGGGAGGAAAAAAUGAUAGGCCUAUGUAUUUUCUACAUAUUAGUAGACUAUCUAUCUAUAAAAUCGAUUAAAUAAGCUGAAACCCCUAAAUUGUCAUAUUGUUCAAGGGCUUCGCCCUCUGGACCACUUUUCAAGACAUUUUCAUCGACGCCCGACCACACCCACUUUGGGCCACCCAGAAUAUUGCGCCCCUCCCCCUAAAAUUUUACCUAACCCCUUACUUGCCGCCCCAACCCAAAUUUCAGACGCUGGCACCGCUGCUGCUUAAAAAAUUAUAUAU